Phragmites australis (common reed) is the source of this 1871-nucleotide messenger RNA. RefSeq names its product hydroxyproline O-galactosyltransferase HPGT1-like. NCBI's taxonomy places the organism in Eukaryota, Viridiplantae, Streptophyta, Magnoliopsida, Poales, Poaceae. Gene Ontology annotation, cellular component: Golgi membrane. The record is from RefSeq and is a predicted model, not a curated record. Gene Ontology annotation, molecular function: hexosyltransferase activity. The coding region runs from base 351 to 1391 and encodes 346 amino acids. The transcript is spliced from 12 exons.
CACACACACAUACAGUUCAUCUCUUGCCGUGGCAGACAAAUCGGACGAAACCAUCUGUCCUCUUCUUCCUUCCUUCUCACGGCUUCAUAGGGUUCUCCAAAAUCCAAAUCGCUUCAAGAGAAAAACCACCAAAACCGCUCGUAACGCACCAACCGGCCGGCCAGGCUCCCACCGUGUGCCACCACUCCCCCGCCGCGGCUUCUAGAAGCUUCCAGAACCCAACGCCCCUCGGCGGCGGUGUAUGGAAGGUUCGUGAAGGCGGUUUCGGAGAUCUCGGCGGCGGCCAUGGUGGGCCCGUGCUGAGUGCGCGCGCGGGAUCUGGGGGGGCAAGCGCCGAGCUCGAGAUCUCGAUGCAGAUCCGGGAGGGCCCGGCGCGGCGGCCGGCGCCGUCCGCCGCGGGGGCGCUGCGGUCGCCGAUGUCGGCGAUGAUGCUCGCCAUGUUCGCCACCAUGGCUUCCUUCUACGUCGCCGGCCGAUUGUGGCAGGAUGCACAGAACCGGGUUUACCUGAUUAAGGAGCUCGACAGACGAACUGGUCAGGGGCAAUCAGCAAUAUCAGUGGAUGAUACCUUGAAGGUUGUUGCUUGCAGGCAGCAAGGCAAGAGGUUGACAUCACUUGAGAUGGAGCUGGCUGCAGCAAAGCAUGGAGGUUUUGUUGGGAAAUAUAGCUCUGAGACAAAUACAACUCAUUUUAAAAAGAAGCCAUUAAUUUUUAUCGGAAUAAUGACAAGCUUUGGAAGGAAAAACUACCGUGACGCUGUCAGGAAGUCAUGGCUUCCAACAGGUUCAAUGCUGAAGAAACUAGAAGAAGAAAAAGGCAUUAUAGUACGUUUCAUAAUUGGAAGAAGUGCAAAUCAAGGAGAUACUUUUGAUAGGGAGAUUGAUGAUGAAAAUAGGAGUACCAAGGAUUUUUUUAUCUUGGACGAUCAUAUAGAAUCUGAUGAAGAGCUUCCUAUGAAGACAAAAAGUUUCUUUGCCAAUGCUGCAGAGACAUUUGAUGCUGCAUUUUAUGCUAAGGUCAAUGAUGAUAUAUACAUAAAUGUUGAUACUUUGAGUGCAAUGCUUAAAACUCACUUGGACAAGCCUCGUGCCUACAUAGGCUGUAUGAAAUCUGGCGAGGUUUUCUCUGAAUCAACUCAUAAGUGGUAUGAACCAGACUGGUGGAAAUUUGGUGAUGGGAAAUCGUACUUCCAACAUGCUUCUGGUGAAAUGCUUGUCAUAUCAAGGGCCAUAGCUCAGUUCAUUUCUAUAAACAGGUCUGUUCUCCGGACAUAUGCACAUGAUGAUGUUAGUAUAGGAUCGUGGAUGAUUGGGCUUGCUGUGAAGCAUGUAAAUGAAGCAAAACUGUGUUGUUCAUCAUGGCCCUCAGGCGCAAUGUGUUCAGCUCUGUGAUGAACAGCGCUUUGCUGAGGAAGAAUUUUGUGAAAAGUGUGUUAGGCUCAUGAGUGUGCUGGAUGAUACAAACCAUAUACAGAGGAGAUCAAAUCGGCAGUGAGGAAAUUUGUUUUCUUCUGCCAUUUUCUGUGGCGUCCUUGGAGGAAGCUGGCUGUGCCAGUUCAUACCAAAUCAGAUAUCUUCUUUCCAAAGGAAACGUCUUGCAUUUUUUCUUUGCAAGACCACAUUGCUAGAAUCAUGAGUUCUAACAAAACCCAAUCUGCAGAUUGUGUCCAGCGUUUGCUUGUCAUUUGUAGAUGCCCACCCUUACCAUUCUUUUCUGACGGACACAACCUUUGUUGGAGUGACAGAAAUUAAUAGCAAUUCAGGAAAUUAUUUUACUCCAAAGGAAUACAUCCAAGUGUCUUCAGACUCGUUGUCAUAAACCGAUGGCUGUGAAUUUUGAUACAUACAUAAGGAUACUUUUGAAGUCGAGAA